CUUCAAUGGGCCGGCACCCCAUAUCAUAAAACAGCCAUCGACCUCAACGACUUGCAGACCACCCUGCGCAUUUUGACCGAGGCUCUAUCACUCCCGUACUAUGAUGAUAUAUUUAAACUUGGAUUCCGUUCUAUCCGGUCGGCGUCCAAGAAAUUUAACUGUGCAAGGCUGUUCCUUUUUUUUCAACAACUCUGGUGCUAGGUACCGAGAGGAAAUGGCGAUGUUCACACUUGUACUAUUGGCUGUCGAAGAAUGGCACAUGAGCAAGUCGAACGGACAGUUGAUAAACCAUCUGCUGCUGAACUACACAAUGGAUGGCAGUGACGGGUACGACCAUCUUUUGGGAUCACCAUUGGAUCUAAAUCAUGCUCUCAUUACCACGAACAUGAAUGUCUAUAAUCUACCAUUCAUCAGAUGGCUGGUCCGCAAUGGAGCAGAUGUUAAUUUCACAUCGGAAAGGCAGAGCAUCAAGGACGGCCAUGGAACACCACUGAUUGCCGCAGUGGUAAACAGUCUUCAGGACGAUACAUCCAUUGUUGAACUUCUCGUGGACAAGGGAGCCGAUAUCAACCAAUCAGCAACAAUCGGGCCGUAUGGAAAUGCAUUAAUCGCUGCUGUUGAAACAGAGAACGAGAAUAUGGUGCGAUUUCUCUUGAACAACCCGGGCAUCGAUGUCAACAAUCAAUCAAUGCUGGGCAGUGGUGGUACUGCACUAAUCCGUGCUUGCUGCAUUGAGGAUGACCGAAUAGCAACAUUAAUUCUCCAACAACCCAAGUUACAAGUCAAUCUUCAAGCAUCUGUUGGUUUUUACGGCACUGCACUAAUUGCUGCAUGCGCUUGGAACUGUGUUGAAACAGUACGUUGUCUACUGGGCCGCCCUGACAUUGAUGUCAAUAGGCAGUCGUCUAUUGGUGAUUUUGGUACCGCCCUAAUUGCUGCAUGUUAUUAUUACCAUCUGGACAUCAUACGGUUGCUACUGGAUCACCCCAAUAUCAAUGUCAAUAUUCAGUCAUCUGUUGGUCAUUAUGGAACUGCACUGAUUGCUGCAUGUGACUCAAAUAAAUCUUUCUGGUACAAUAGUCUAGGAGACAGGGAAAUCACCAUUGAUAUACUUCUCAACACGUCCACUAUUGAUAUUCAUGCCAGAAUCCCUCAUGGCAAACAUGAGAGUGCCUUGUCUGCCGCCUGUUGUAGCAACAAUGCAGGUCUCCUCAAGAAAUUUCUACCGAGAGUCAUCAACUCUUUGCCAAGACAAGAAAUCUAUGGGUGGCCACCAGUUGAAGAAUUUAUGAAAGAAGACUGUGUCAGGACCAUUGUCAUACUUGUCAAGUCCCAAGUCCCGCUGAUAUAUCAAAUUCGCACUGAGCUUUGUCAAAAUACGGGUCUCAUAGAGUAUCUCAAGAGAAAGUUCGAAGACUCUGGGAAGUUAUCUUGGAAGAAAGCCCAUUUGGUGAAUAUGGCAUUGAUAUCCGACGUCCUGGAUAUUAACAUGGAAAUCCCCAUGAUUAUGAAAUCUGAUGCAUUGCGUGUGAUAUGGAAGCAUUUGGACAACGAUGGAUAUUCCGCAGUAUUCACUGAAGCUCUAAGUAGUAUGGGAUUCUACAACCAAUCCGCGAUGACCAAGAAAUGAUGGCAUACAUGGCUUUUGGCAGGCCCAGAGAUCAUGGAGAAACAUGGAUGGGAAGGGGUGUUAAAAUCCUUCAUUU
This is a messenger RNA of Aspergillus sclerotioniger CBS 115572, 1706 nucleotides long. Its product is annotated as ankyrin repeat domain-containing protein. Gene Ontology annotation, molecular function: protein binding. Lineage: Eukaryota; Fungi; Ascomycota; Eurotiomycetes; Eurotiales; Aspergillaceae. The coding region runs from base 101 to 1630 and encodes 509 amino acids. The transcript has a single exon. The record is from RefSeq and is a predicted model, not a curated record.